CUGAUAGAACAGGAACUGGACAUUUUUUGAUCCCUCUCCAGUGUGAAAGUCUCAAUGAACACAUAAACAUUACACAUUGUAAGAAAAACCCUGUUCACACUGGAGAAAAGCGUUACAUGUGCCAUCAGUGUGGAAAAAGAUUCAACCAAAAAGGAGACCUUAACCGGCACAUGAGAGUCCACACUGGAGAGAAGCCUUACACCUGCCAACAGUGUGGAAAGAGUUUCAAACAACACGGAGACCUUAAAGUGCACAUGAGAGGUCACACUGGAGAGAAGCCUUACACCUGCCCAGAGUGUGGAAAGAGUGUCAAAGAAUAUGGAUACCUUAAAGUGCACAUGAGAAUUCACACUGGAGAGAAGCCUUGCACUUGCCAACAGUGUGGAAAAGGUUUUACUCAUGAAGGAAACCUCAACAGGCACAUGAGGAUUCACACUGGAGACAAACCUUUUGCCUGCCAACAGUGUGGAAAAAGUUUUAGUCAAAAAGUAGACCUUACCAGGCACAUGAGAAUUCACACUGGAGAGAAGCCUUUCACCUGCCAACAGUGUGGAAAGUGUUUCGAUCUACAUGGAAACCUUAAAGUGCACAUGAGAAUUCACACUGGAGAGAAGCCUUGCACUUGUCAACAGUGUGGAAAAAGUUUCACUCAUGAAGGAAACCUUUACAGGCACAUGAGAACUCACACUGGAGAAAAAACUUUUAUUUGCCAACAGUGUGGAAAAAGUUUUACUCAAAAAGAAAGCCUUAAAGUGCACAUGAGAGUUCACACUGGAGAGAAGCCUUACGCCUGCUCUGAGUGUGGAAAGAGUUUCAAUAGACAAAGAAACCUUAAUGACCACAUGAUGAUUCAUACAGGAGAGAGUCCUUUUAUCUGCCAACAGUGUGGAAAACGUUUCACUAGAAAAGAAAGCCUUGACAGACACAUGAGAAUUCACUCUGGAGAGAAGCAUUAUGUGUGCCUUCAGUGUGGAAAAAGUUUCAACGAAAAAGGAAGUCUUAACAAACACUUGAGAAUUCACACUCAGAGAGUUUCUUCCCCUGCCAACAGUGUGGAAAAAGUCUUACUCAAAAAUCAAACCGAAACAGGCACAUGAGAAAAUUACACUGUAUAUUUUAAAAUCAGUAUUGGUUCAGUAGCAGUUUUUAAUUCAGUGGUUCAGCAUGAUGUGACACUGCGCAGAACGAUCUUUGUAUGACAUCAAAGUACGGUGAAAGUGUUUCAAAAGCAUAAGGAUCUGUUGAUCAGUGAUCGCUUCAAAUUGAACACACCUAGUAGUUGCCUUGUUCUGUUGGGUUUAAUAAGGAUUGGAGCUAAACUCUGAAGGACAGUGGCGCUCCAGGGCUGUGUUUCAGUCCAUUUUUUUUUGUGCUUCAUUCUCAAAUGUCCCUCCGACUUGUUUACUCAGAUAUACGUCACUGAUUAUGUAGCAUAAUUGCCCACUACUGGCAGAACCCUUGCUAUGGGAUGAAUGUCCUAAGCCUUUGAUCACUUACUAUUCACUAUAGAGUUGGUUUACUGUUUACAUUACAAAUGUUAAAAAAUAUUUAUUAUAGAGUUGCAUGGGUUAUGAAUAAAUUAAACGCGAUAUACAUCCAAAUGAACCCCCAGGCAAAUUGCCCCACCUGAUAUAAGGUGUAGUGGUAUUUCACUGUUGCAUGACACUGCAGAGAAUUCAUUAUGAUUGGGAAAGUGACUUUAAAAGGUUUAAAAAAUAAAGUUGUUAAAAGUUGACUUUUCUAAUCCUUCUUUAUACACUGUCAAGAUGGAAAGUUCUGACCUUUAGAAGUAGAACAGAUACCUACGAGAUCAAAGGUAGAUAUUGCCUUUCUCACUCACAUGCUGUGCUGCUGAUAAACGUGAUAUAAUUUCAUUUUGUUGCUUUUAUAUGAAUAAAUAUGAUGAACAACACAAAGUGUUUUGUCAGACAUUUAUUAAAACAAUAACACUAUGAUAGCGUUUGGAAAUAAUCUUGAAUAAUUUAAAUACAUAAUCUCACGAAACCAGAUUUAAUACUGUCAUACCCUCCAAAUUAAUUGACUGGACAUUAUCAACUCACUCUGCAACUGGGUUAUGGACUUUCUGACCAACAGACCUGAGCAUGUUACGUCAGGCCACAUCUGCUCUACUACCAUCACGCUCAACCACUUGGUACACAGACAAUAAUCUGCUCCUUAACACCACCAAGACUAAGGAGCUCAUUAGGAAGAAGAGGCACACAUGAUCCCAUCCACAUUAAUGGGAUAGUCUGUCUCCUACUUCAAGUUCCAGAGGACCAGCAACUGUCCUGGACCAGCAACAUCUACAGCCUGGUCAAGAAGGCUCACCAUCUCCUGUUCUUGAGAACCCUAAAGAAGAACCAGCCGUCCCCAGCCAUCCUGGUGAACUUCUACUGCUGCACCAUCAGCUGCACCCAAAGUUCAUCAUCUCCUCAUCAAGUCUUCUCAGUGUCCUGUCUCAUUUAUACACGAAGUGGACCUUUCCAGAUGCUCAUUCGAGCUAAAGCAAUUUUCUACUUACCUUGAAAACUUGUCUUGUCUUCCAGAUUCUUGUAUGUUCCAGUCUCAGUAUUCCUCUGUGGUGUGUACUCCAGUUCUCCACGAACAGUUCCAAGUUACAGCGAUCCUGUUCGGAAAAAAACAUUCAAGUCAAGUCUCCGCUAUCUCCAGUCAAAGGAACUUUCAGAUCUCAUACUCGCCUUCUAUCCCGUCAUCUGCUUCAGUCAUUCAUGAUUCAACUUAUUAUUUCAACUUAUCUUGAGUCUAGAUCCAUUUUGUAUAAUAAUUUGAGGCAAUCAUUCAUUCAUCACUAUACAUUAUUAGACUUUUCAUGCUGCAAUAAAUUGAUUAAACAGGUGAAUACCCUCUCUGAAGGAAUACUUGUAGCAGGAAUGCAGAGAAACUUUUGAGCAAUCGUAGCAAGAUGAUUUCUGCAAUGCAUCUGCCUCUGAUUUUAAUAAUGCUCCAGUCUUUGACUUCAGGCUCAGGGGGCUUUUAUGCAUAAGUGAGUCAUCCAUAGUAUUCGGCGCAAUGACAUAAUGUGGUAUAUUUUGGGUAAAAAUGGGUUAAUACUUGUUUCUGAAUGCUAAUCUUACAAAGUUACUGCCAUGUCCCUGAGUAAGCUUCAGUAAAAAUAAAAAUUCCAUUCUAAUAUAUAUUAUAAUAUUUAACUGAUCUAGUAAAGCAUAAAAUUCUAAUAAAUUUUAUCCAUUUUUUUUUUUAUUCUAAUGUAAACUGGUAAUUUUUGAAAAUAUGGGUAAUAAGCAGGUUAAAAAUCUUUCUCUGUGAUCAUUAGGCAGUAGCAUGUUGUUUAGCAAUAGCUGAUUUUAGGAUAAAAUGUCCCUUCUGUUAGCAUCCAACGUACUAUAACAUUUAAUGUCAAAAUGACAUAAGUGUUUAAAGCAUGUAGCCUUCUUAUAUUUAAUUUAUUAUGCAUUGAAAGGAAAGAAUUGCCUAAACAGUAUGCAUGCUACAGGGCUUGUCUGAUGCAGAUAUACCUCAAUAAAAAAAGUAGAGGAGCUGAAGAAGGGACAUAAAGGAAGAAAGAAAAAUAAAUAGUUAAAAUGUAGCUUUUCUGGUUAUGUAG
Molecule: messenger RNA, 3586 nt
Organism: Puntigrus tetrazona (Sumatra barb)
Lineage: Eukaryota; Metazoa; Chordata; Actinopteri; Cypriniformes; Cyprinidae
Product: gastrula zinc finger protein XlCGF8.2DB-like
Exons: 1
Coding region: 117-1097 (326 amino acids)
Biological process (GO): regulation of transcription by RNA polymerase II
Cellular component (GO): nucleus
Molecular function (GO): RNA polymerase II transcription regulatory region sequence-specific DNA binding; DNA-binding transcription factor activity, RNA polymerase II-specific
Source: RefSeq, a predicted model, not a curated record